Messenger RNA from Tripterygium wilfordii, 2232 nucleotides. RefSeq names its product pyrophosphate--fructose 6-phosphate 1-phosphotransferase subunit alpha. Bases 171 to 2021 code for a protein of 616 amino acids. Gene Ontology annotation, biological process: photosynthesis; glycolytic process; response to glucose. Gene Ontology annotation, cellular component: cytosol. The transcript has 19 exons. The record is from RefSeq and is a predicted model, not a curated record. Gene Ontology annotation, molecular function: 6-phosphofructokinase activity; ATP binding; diphosphate-fructose-6-phosphate 1-phosphotransferase activity. NCBI's taxonomy places the organism in Eukaryota, Viridiplantae, Streptophyta, Magnoliopsida, Celastrales, Celastraceae.
GUAAUAAUCACUCAAAUUGAAGCGCAAAAUUAGGGUUUAUUUUACCAGUGGCGUUUUCAUUGGUUGUAUCGACGGGUUUGUCUUUCAAUUCCCCCUAUAAAAACGGUCAUCAACCCAAUAACCACAACUACUCUCACUCACCAACCACACCAAAACCCGCAGACAAAGUGAUGGAUUCCGAUUUCGGCAUUCCAAGACAACUCUCCGAUCUCCAGAAGCUCCGAUCUCAGUACCAACCGGAGCUUCCUCCCUGUCUUCAGGGAACCACUGUCAGAGUGGAAUUUGGUGAUGCAACAACUGCACAAGACCCAGCGGAUGUCCACACUAUUAGUCGAUCCUUCCCGCAUACAUAUGGUCAGCCUUUGGCUCACUUUCUUAGAGCAACCGCAAAGGUCCCCGAUGCUCAUAUUAUCGCAGAUCAUCCAGCGAUUAGGGUAGGAAUAGUCUUUUGUGGAAGGCAAUCUCCUGGAGGACAUAACGUCAUUUGGGGACUUCACGAUGCUCUUAAAAUCCACAAUCCAAACAGCACAUUGCUUGGGUUUCUCGGUGGAUCAGAAGGAUUGUUUGUACAGAAAACCCUUGAGAUCACAGAUGACGUUCUUGCAACCUACAAAAAUCAAGGUGGUUAUGAUUUGCUGGGACGUACAAAAGAUCAAAUAAGAACAACUGAGCAAGUUAAUGCUGCAUUAACUGCAUGCAAUAACUUGAAAUUGGAUGGCCUUGUGAUUAUAGGAGGUGUCACAUCAAACACUGACGCUGCUCAACUUGCUGAGACAUUUGCUGAAGCUAAAUGUCCAACAAAGGUUGUUGGUGUACCUGUUACCUUGAAUGGGGAUCUUAAGAAUCAAUUUGUGGAAGCGAACGUUGGUUUUGAUACAAUAUGCAAGGUCAAUUCCCAGCUCAUUAGCAAUGUCUGCACUGAUGCUCUCUCUGCAGAGAAGUAUUAUUAUUUUAUCCGGCUCAUGGGCAGAAAGGCAUCGCAUGUGGCUUUGGAGUGCACUCUCCAGUCUCAUCCAAAUAUGGUGGUCCUGGGUGAGGAGGUAGCUGCAUCAAAACUUACUCUUUUUGAUAUUACGAAACAAAUUUGUGAUGCUGUUCAAGCCAGAUCAGAUCAAGAUAAGUACCACGGCGUAAUCUUACUGCCUGAGGGGCUCAUAGAAAGCAUUCCUGAAGUUUAUGCUCUGUUGAAGGAAAUACAUGGUUUGCUCCAGCAAGGGGUUACUGCUGACAGCAUUUCAUCUCAACUUUCACCUUGGGCAUCUGCAUUAUUUGAGUUUUUGCCUCCAUUUAUCAAAAAACAGCUGCUCCUUCACCCUGAAUCAGAUGACUCCGCACAGUUAUCUCAGAUUGAGACAGAGAAACUUCUUGCACAUCUAGUGGAAACUGAAAUGACCAAGCGCCUGAAAGAAGGCUCAUACAAGGGGAAAAAGUUCAAUGCCAUCUGUCACUUUUUUGGGUAUCAGGCUCGGGGAUCUUUGCCAUCAAAAUUCGACUGUGACUAUGCCUAUGUCCUUGGACACAUAUCCUACCAUAUUUUGGUGGCUGGUUUGAAUGGCUACAUGGCAACUAUUAACAAUUUGAAGAACCCUUUAAACAAGUGGCGCUGUGGUGCUGCUCCAAUUACAGCAAUGAUGACUGUGAAGAGAUGGGCUCAAAGUCCUGGUGCCUCUUCAAUUGGGAAACCAUCUAUCCACCCAGCCACUGUGGAUUUAAAGGGAAAAGCAUAUGAGCUGCUGAGACAAAAUGCAGCUAAAUUCUUGAUGGACGAUAUUUACAGAAAUCCUGGCCCUCUUCAAUUUGACGGUCCCGGUGCUGAUGCUAAACCUGUAAGUCUCUGUGUCGAGGACCAGGAUUACAUGGGCCGUAUCAAGGAAUUGCGGGAAUAUCUGGACAAGAUACGGACCAUUGUGAAACCUGGUUGUUCACCGGAAGUUCUGAAGGCCGCUUUGAGUGUCAUGGCCUCUGUGACAGAAGUCCUCUCUGUGAUGUCAUCGUCUCCUGGCAAUCACAAAAUCCUUUGAGAAAUAAUUUCCAGAAUUGAUUGUCCUUUGGCACCCUCUAUGCACUAAUUUAUUGUAUCUUCAACUGUUGGUGUAUUGGUCAAGCUUUUCUUUUUCUAAAUAAUUUCCAGAGUUGAUUGUCCUUUGGCACCCUCUAUGCGCUAAUUUAUUGUAUCUUCAACUGUUGGUGUAUUGGUCAAGCUUUUCAUUUUCUUUUUCCUAGAAGAUAUAA